Molecule: messenger RNA, 459 nt
Organism: Danaus chrysippus (African queen)
Lineage: Eukaryota; Metazoa; Arthropoda; Insecta; Lepidoptera; Nymphalidae
Source: the annotation of a GenBank genome assembly
AUGACAUCCGAGCGAGCGAUCCCACACCUCCGGGACAUCUUCGGUCUCAACCAACAGUACGAAACUAAACAGUACGAUGACAAUGAAGACAAAACGAAGAAAUCCAUGAGGAAGAAGAAGGACGACUACCGGAGCUACGGCAACGGAGACGUUAAGACGCUAGAGAGACAUCUCAGCAUGAAGAAAACUAUCAGGAAAAAGAUCAUGCGCGACCUACAGCAGGCGUUCGUUGAGGACCCUAACGAGUUUAAAGUCGAGAACACGAGCCCGGAGAAACUGAAGGCGGAACUGAGCGCUGAGGCUGUGAAGAUUGAGAAGAAUGUUAAGAAGAAUGACCCGACCUUCCUCGACAUGCUGCGAGGAGAAACGAGGGGGGAGGAGGCCAGGGAAGAACAACCUCAGGUCGAGAAGACCAGCUUCUGGCGACGUCUGACCAUGAAGAACAAAAACAAAAGAUAA